UAUGUGAUCCUGUUAACCCGGUUGUCAAUGUUAACUGCAGGCAUGGGAAAAAGCGGUGCAUAAACUGUACAGAUUUGUUUUUGAUUUUUGACAUUGUCUCGAAAGUAUUCGCUAUACACCUCAGAAUCAAAUAAGCUGUGAUGUAUUAUAGCCUUACAAACAUUUCGAGCGAUUAGCGAUGAUUUUAAGACUGUCAAACAGGGCAUGUGCCCUCUCUGGGUCAGCUCGCCUCAAAAGCACUUUGUCCUCCUACUUCGAUGAGAUGGGAAAAGCUGGUUUCAUCCUAAAAUCUGCGUCAGCUGGCAUAUUUGAGAACCUAGCCUUAGAAGACUGGAUUCACGAUCACGUUGAUCUGCAAAACAGAAGCAUAUUGUUAUUAUGGAGAAAUUCCCCAGUGGUGGUCAUAGGCAGACAUCAAAACCCCUGGGUGGAGUGUAACCUUCCCCUGUUGAGGCGCCUGGGGAUCCCGCUAGCGAGACGUCGCAGUGGAGGUGGGACGGUUUUCCAUGAUUUUGGGAACAUCAACAUGACUUUCUUCACUUCCAAGAAGAAAUACGACCGUCCCAGAAAUCUUAAAGUCGUUACCAGUGCAUUGAAAGCCCUCAGACCCGAACUGGAUGUCACUGCAACAGACAGAUUUGACAUUUUGUUGAAUGGACAUUACAAGAUUUCAGGCACUGCUGCGAAAUUAGGCAGAACCUCUGCUUAUCAUCACUGUACAUUGCUGUGCUCUGUUGAUCGUUCAAUAUUGUCCUCGGUUCUGAAGAGUAACGCUUCUGAAGUCAUCAGGAGCAAUGCCACCCCAAGCGUUCCUUCCCUUGUCAAGAACCUUUCGGAUGUGGAUCCCACUCUUGACUCCGAUACAAUCAUGGAGGCUAUUGCUUCCCAGUACAAUAAUGAAUUUGGCUUUGACAGCCCAGUCAUCACAGUUGACCCCACUCAUGAAGCUCUUAUGCCUGGCAUUUAUAAGAUGACAAAGGAUAUUCAAACGUGGGAGUGGAUUUAUGGCAAAACUCCAAAAUUCAGUGUGUGCGCAUCUUUAGUGGUAGAUGAUGUGAAUAUUAAGCUUGACAUGGACAUCAAAAGUGGUACAGUAGAACAAUGUGCUGUGGAAAUCCCUGAAGGCUGGCUUCCUCCAGAGACGGUGAACGAGUUUACAUCAACUCUCAGUGGCAGCAAAUACUGUCCAAAUGAAGCUGCAGUGCUGGUGGCGGCGUUCACGAGAACUCGUUCAAUGAGCGCUGAUGUUGCUGGGAAGAUUCAUAGAUUGUGUGAAGGUGUGCUUUCAGUAAUGUGAAUAAAAAUGAAG
Messenger RNA from Pimephales promelas (fathead minnow), 1309 nucleotides. It is a transcript of the gene lipt1, whose product is annotated as lipoyltransferase 1. Gene Ontology annotation, biological process: protein lipoylation. Lineage: Eukaryota; Metazoa; Chordata; Actinopteri; Cypriniformes; Leuciscidae. Gene Ontology annotation, cellular component: cytoplasm; mitochondrion. Gene Ontology annotation, molecular function: lipoyltransferase activity. The record is from RefSeq and is a predicted model, not a curated record.